AUGCCAGCCACCGCGCUCGCCUCGUCGACCUUCGCUCUCUCAGGAUCGCGCCCGAGGGCGGGACUCCGGCACGUGCGCGGGCGUGAGGCUCUCCGUGCAUCCCCCGCCACAGGGCCUUCCCGCAGUGCCCCAACCUCUGAGGCAGACCCCUCCCGCAGGUCAGCCCUGCUGUCAGGUGCCGUGGUGGCUGGGUCUGCAUGGAUCGGACGCCCGGGAAUUGUGGCAGCUGCUGACUGCGAAUUCCAGUCGUCACCAAGUGGCCUGGAGUUCUGUGACCUCAAGGAGGGAUCAGGCCCUGAACCCACCAAGGGUGCCAAGAUCAAGGCCCACUACACUGGCCGCCUGGACAGCAAUGGCAAGGUCUUCGACUCCAGCUACGACCGGGGUUCGCCGCUGGCCUUCCAGGUGGGCGUGGGCCAGGUCAUCAAGGGCUGGGACAUGGGCAUCCUGGGCACUGACGGCAUCCCCCCCAUGAAGCCUGGCGGCCAGAGGAAACUGAGGAUCCCAUCGGAGCUGGCCUACGGCUCCAGGAGCGUGGGCGGCGGCCUCAUCCCCGCAAACUCUGUGCUCGUCUUCGAUGUGGAGUACCUAGGCUUGGCCUGA
This is a messenger RNA of Ostreobium quekettii, 603 nucleotides long. NCBI's taxonomy places the organism in Eukaryota, Viridiplantae, Chlorophyta, Ulvophyceae, Bryopsidales, Ostreobiaceae. The record is from the annotation of a GenBank genome assembly.